ACGGCGCGGGAGAGUUCCGAACCGCCACCGUUUCAUUUUUGCCGCUGCAAAAAAACCCCGACCUUUUGGAUUGCAGCGCCUGAAAAACUUUCCUCUUCCUUUUGCGUCCAUCCAUCGCUCUGGUGGAACUUUAAUAUAAACACACACAACACGCGAAGCCGGCAGAUAUGUCCGAAGCCGCAAAUAGCCCGCAGCAGCCUCCGCAGCCUGUGUGUGGGAUUGAGGCUGUGGAGCUCCUCAACUGCGUGGCGUCUCCUCAAUACGAACAAGAUAGAUGCGCCUCUCUAUUGGAUUCUUUGAGAAAAUGCAUCCUAUCCAAGAAUGUGAAGAAGUUCACACUAGCUGGUGAGGGACAGCCACAAACACACCCCAAGGCUGCAAAGGAAAUGGAUUUGAAUUCAAAGGUUGCCAGAGGAACUAGUUAAACGAUUUUCAACCUGGGCACACAUUUAGUAUUGUGUUCAUGAGUGACAGUUUUUGAUAUAUGAUUGACAGAAAUAGCGAAAUACCAUUCAUAUUCUUGUUCAGUAGUUCGCCUCACCGGGAAGUAAUCUGAUGUGUACCAAAAAAUUUUGAGCCUGAGCUUACUGAGGCAUAUUUGGGCAAUUCAAUUGCACUUUUAACUCGUCUCUGUCGUUACUGUUCUGCAGUUGCCUUAACAGCAGGUUACAUGGAUGUGAAUUGUCCUACUAUAUAUAUUUUUGUGGA
Molecule: messenger RNA, 708 nt
Organism: Amborella trichopoda
Lineage: Eukaryota; Viridiplantae; Streptophyta; Magnoliopsida; Amborellales; Amborellaceae
Source: RefSeq, a predicted model, not a curated record